AUGGCAAAUAAGGAUAAGGCCAACCCAUAUGAUUCCAUAACCUUUGGGAACUCCCUAUCGCUGAGGGUCGAUGGCGGCGUUGGCGCUGUUUCUAUUAGCCCGAGCGGUCGAGAUGUUGUUCUAGCAGGGCGCCGAGGAUUAUACGUUGUCGACCUCGACGACCCCUUUAAACCACCAAGAUGGCUGCACCACUUGACCUCGUGGGAAGUUGCUGACGUUCAAUGGUCGCCACAUGCUUCAAAACCUGCGUGGGUUAUCUCAACAUCAAAUCAGAAAGCUACAGUGUGGAACUUGGCUAGAAAAGCCGAUAACGCUAUAGAGCACGUGCUGCACGGCCAUACUCGUGCCAUAACUGACAUCAACUUCCAUCCUAACCAUCCUGAUCUUUUAGCUACCUGCUCUGUUGAUACGUUUGUCCUUGGUUGGGAUACCCGUCAGCCAAAGAGACCUUUCUACUCAGUGGCAGACUGGAGGGCAGGUGCUUCCCAAGUGAAGUGGAACUUCCAGAAUCCAAACAUACUAUCUUCAUCACAUGACCAUUACUUCUACGUAUGGGAUUUGAGAAACAACAUCAAACCGCUACAUAAAAUUGAUGCCCACCAUAGAAAGAUAAACAGUGUUGAUUUCAGCAGGACACACGAGAACAAGAUUGUCAGUUCUUCUAACGAUGGAACUGUAAAGUUCUGGGACUUGUCAGAAGAUUUGACCACUGCAAAGAGCGUCAUUCAUACGGGGUUCCCGGUUUGGAGAGCUAGACAUUUACCCUUUGGACAUGGCUGUGCUAUCAUGCCGUUGAGAGGAGGAUCGAACGCAAUUUACCUCACCAAUCACUCAGAGUUGGAAGGAGAGUCCAAUUUAGAUGCUUGCCAAGUGUUUAAAGGCCAUUCAGACAGAGUGACGGACUUUCUUUGGAGAAAGAGGUACUCUAGUAAUGGAAUUGACGAUAGGGAAUAUCAACUUGUGACUUGGUCAAAAGACUGCGAUUUAAGGCUUUGGAGCUUGGACAACGAACUGUACGACAAAUUGGACUUCCACCGAGGUGGUGCGAUGGACCUGGAACCUUAUGACUAUAGAACUUAUAGCGAGGAGCCAGGGGUUAAAGAGAGUGAACUCACGUUGAACAAGACAAAGGAUACAUUCGUAUCCAGUCGUGGUGUAAGCGGGGGAAGAAGUACUGACGAUCACCUCAAUUGGAUAUCUGGUGUGAGAAUUGGAAGAUCAGCCUUUGCACCACCUUUGCAAACCCAGAAUCCAAACAGUUUAAUAGUUGACAGCUCACCUGGAAAUCUCGGGGAGGAAGUAAGUGUUGUUGGACAUAAGUUCCCCAAGGUUAAGUUUGAAAAGAUUUCAGUCUCCACUGGUACUCUAGUGUUUUCGUUGAAUGGACCAUGGUCUAGUGGUGACAAUGAUAGCCUGGUUUUCAUGAGAGUAGAGUUCAAAUUUCCAAGAGAGUAUCCUAGCAAACCUCCAAUUUUCAGCAUUGAAGAGAAUCGAGAGCUUUCCAACGAUAAAAGGCAAGAAAUUUUAGCUCAUUUAACGGAAAUCUCUUCUAAAUAUUCAGAGGUGAACAGAUUCUCAUUAGAACCAUGUUUGAGAUUCCUGAUGGGUGAAAAGAUCGAUUUGGAUAACUUGUAUGACAUUGACACCGGGGAUGUUUCAGAUGACGAUCUCAAGAUGGAUGACGGAUUUGAGUCUUUACAGUCAAGUGUUGAAUCGAGUGAUGAGGAUGAAGAAGACGAAUUAAUCCCAAUGAGAUCAUCUAUAUUGGGCAAGGCGACAACUUUUGACAGUACUCCAAUUCCUAAAGGAUGUGGAGCAUCAUGGACUAAAACUGGACAACUCGUAUGUUUUUUCAUACCAAAGCAACAGAAUAAGUCACAGAAGACCCUUAAAUUUGAUCAGGGUGGAUUCAGCAACAAAGUUAUAUACGACGAUGACCAGUUAAGUGAUGACAGUUUAAACGAUGAUUGGAACGACAUUUUACAAAAGGACACGAGGAACAGAUUGCCUGGAGUUUUCAAGAUCCAAAAUUAUCAAUACCAUGAUUCAUUACCGACUGAGAAGUCAAACAACACGUCGAACGUUAUUGACAAGAACAUUGUUGCAAUCUUCGAUUUCCAAGAUCUUAUACCCGCAAAGAUGGAGCUAGCAGAGGAGUAUUCCAUCACCGGAGCACCCCCAGAUGAAUUGGCAUUGCACAAUGCUAAUGUGUGUGCCAGAUAUGGAUACACUGACUUAUACGAUUCCUGGAUGGUGUUAUCAUUCAUUUUGAACAAGAAUUUCUACUGGGGAGUACAUCCAUUUGGUCGGACUUGGUUGAUACAGGAGAUGAUGGAGUACUACGAGAAGCUUCAAAACGUGCAAAUGCUUGCAAUGAUGAGCUGCAUUCUGUACCCUUCUCUGUUCUCCAAACAAGACGAGAACACCCAGUCGCCUAGUGUGGAAAUCGGAUCUUUUAGAAACUAUCGUCUGGCGUCGAUGAGCGAUACUGGCACAGGCUCAAACUAUUCUGAUUCACACUAUCGUUUCCCAUUUUCUAGAAGCCCCAGUGUUUGCACCGAUAUUCGGGGUGCUCCUCAUCUCAAUGUAAAAGUUGAAAUGUUCAACGAAAUCGAGAUGGGGUAUUCUGAAGAGACGUUUGGGAUAUCCCUCAUAGAUCCGGAGGAUGGGAGGUACAACAGGUAUCGUGACGAGUACGCGAACAUUCUGUACACUUGGGGCCAUGUCUUGCGCCGUACUGAGCUCCUAAAAUUCAACUAUACGUUAUCAAUACCUGUUACGGACUCACACAGGGGAAAGAUCAGCUGGGAGGACACGACAGCAGCGGGGAGCCAUGGGCUUAUCACCGAUAAGUUAUACCAGUACAUUGCGAAGAACUGUGUUUACUGCGGAAUGAAGAUGACCAGAGGCGUGUACAUAUGCCCAAAAUGUGGCCAUUCUCUUCACAUGAGAUGUGCGUGCGAUUGGUGGAAACAAUCCGAUCUCUGUGCCACCGGGUGUGGAUGUCACUGCACAGCAGAGGUUUGA
This is a messenger RNA of Williopsis jadinii, 3027 nucleotides long. RefSeq names its product Mtc5p (gene MTC5). The coding region runs from base 1 to 3027 and encodes 1008 amino acids. The record is from RefSeq and is a predicted model, not a curated record. NCBI's taxonomy places the organism in Eukaryota, Fungi, Ascomycota, Saccharomycetes, Phaffomycetales, Wickerhamomycetaceae. Gene Ontology annotation, molecular function: protein binding. The transcript has 2 exons.